AUGGAUCGAGUAAAUCUCAGUCUGGUGAUGGAGUUCAUCCAUGGUGGAGAGUUGUCCGACUACCUCAACGACAUGAGUGAGCAAUGGGAAAAAGAAGCUCGCUUUUGGAAUUCGAAUAAGGUCAAAUCCUCGCGAAAAAAGAGCAGGGACUGUCAAAUCGCAGAAUGGCGCGAGAUUUGGGUCGAUGUCACACAGCUUUGGACAAUUCCGUCAAAGUCCAUAAGCCUAUGA
Haemonchus placei is the source of this 231-nucleotide messenger RNA. NCBI's taxonomy places the organism in Eukaryota, Metazoa, Nematoda, Chromadorea, Rhabditida, Trichostrongylidae. The record is from the annotation of a GenBank genome assembly.